AUGCCGACUGCAGCUGGAGAUUGUGCCGCGGCCUCGAAGAAGUCUGAUAAGCGCAUCAGCCCGGCCCUCUUCACCGCCGGCGUCAAGGGUUACGCGCAGCUGAAAGCCGACCGCGACUUCGCCUACUGGGUCGUGCAGGAUUUUGAGGGGCGCAAAAUCCUGCUCCGGUGUGCCCAUGCCGAAGACUCGCAACCCGAGCACGUGCUCCCAGAAGUCUCGAAAAUUGGCAACGAAGUCAACGCGUACGGGGGCGGCACGCUGGCGCUCGGAGACGACGGGGCCGUCUACGUUGUCACCCAGCACACGAUCGCCAUGCUGACCCCGGCCGGAAAAUACGAGCUGAUCUACGAUGGCAAGGAGCUGGGCCAGGACUUUGCCGACCUGACGAUCCACGGCCGACACCUGGUCGCGGUUUGCGAGCAGUCCGACACAACGAAGGGCUACGACUUGAACCCGACCAACAAGCUCAUCCACAUCGACCUCGGCACGAAGAAGAUCCGAGACCUGGUCACCGGCGCCGACUUCUACGCCUCGCCGCGCAUCAGCCCCGACGGGCGACGACUGACAUGGAUGCAAUGGAACCACGGCAACAUGCCCUGGGAUGAGACGCAAAUCGGCCAUGCCGAGCUUCUCUCGGCCGCCAGCGAAGCAGACGAUCUUCUGGCCGACGUGCGCAUCAUUCUCGACGGACAAGGCAAAAAGAUCAACUACCACCAGCCGACGUGGUCCAACGAGGGCCGCCUGUUCGUCGCCUCGGACGAGCAGGACGACCACUGGAACGUCUACGAGGUCGAUGUCCAGCCCAACGAAGCUCCCGCCAAGACCCGGAAGUGCCAGACGAGCCGGAUCGGCACCGAAUGCGGCACACCGCACUGGCAGUUCGACAACGCGCAGUUUGCGGUGCACAAUGAUCAAAUCUUCUACCACUUCAACGACGGCAUCCUGGCCCUGGGCGACGUCGACGGGAAGAAGUUGCUGGAAGUGCCGUCGGGCACCGGCGGCUACACCCACUACUCCCAUCUCCAAUAUUGUGGCAACGGGCUUGCUUACGCUAUCGCCACAGGACCCCGAAAAGCCCAAUCGAUCGUCAGGAUCACCGUCAAAGGUAACAUUGACGAGCAGUUCAAGUCAUCGAGCACCCUGCAAAUCGAACCCAUCCGCGUGCUGGCCGCCGUGAAGUCGGACGAGGAACUGCAGGGACUGCCCCUGUCCGUGGCUGAGGAGAUUUGGGUCGACGGGCCCGCGGGGAUUCGUUUUCCUGGGUGGUAUUACCCACCUUCGACGCGUCUCUCUUUAAUUAUUUUUUUUUCGAACCCGGAUCGGGACGAGAGCGCGCUGCCCCCGACGAUCUUCCAGUGCCACAGCGGCCCCACCGCCCAGGCGCACGACGGGCUCGACCUCCGGAAACAAUUCUUCACGUCGCGCGGCUUCGCUAUGUUCGACAUCAACUACCGGGGCUCCACCGGCUACGGCAGCAAGCUCAGGAGAAGUCUCUACGGCGCGUGGGGCGACAACGAUCGCGAAGACCUCGUGCUGUCGGUGAAGAAGCUGAUCGCCGACGGGCGCGCCGACCCCAAGAAGAUCCUGCUGAAGGGCGGUUCAGCCGGCGGCCUGGUGGUGAUGCGCGCCCUCCGCGCCGAGCCGUCCCUCUUCACGGCGGCCGUGAUCAACUACGGCGUGCUGGACCUGGAGCGGAUGGUGGCCGAGACGCCCAAGUUUGAGAUCGGCUACAACCGGCAGCUGCUUGGCGCGGACCCCGCCAUUUGGGCCGAGCGCUCGCCGAAGAAUCACGUGGAAGCCAUCACCACCCCAGUCUGCUUCUUCCACGGCUCGAAGGACCCGGUGGUGGCCCCGGCGCAGUCCGAGGAAAUGCACGCCGCGCUGGCCGCGCGAGGGGUGAAGACGGCUCUUCGCAUUCUGGAAGGCGAAAGCCACGGCUACCGCACACGCGAAGGGGUGACCAUCGCCAAUGAGGGCGCCUACUCGUUCUUCUGCGCCAUCAUGGGCAUCCCGUGCGCCAGCGAGGUUGAGUUGGACAUCAAGAAUCUGCAC
Messenger RNA from Mesorhabditis spiculigera, 2052 nucleotides. NCBI's taxonomy places the organism in Eukaryota, Metazoa, Nematoda, Chromadorea, Rhabditida, Rhabditidae. The record is from the annotation of a GenBank genome assembly.